CCGUCCCCCUCCGCUCCGCCGGGAGCGCGGCCUCGGCGGCGGCCGAGCCCCGGGGCGGCCCGGCCCGCGAUGGAGCGCAGCGCAGAUUGAUGGGGAGGUGCUGAUCCGACCUCAGGCUGGGGAGGGACCCAUGAGCCCACGGCCUCGGCUAUGGACGGCGUCCUGUCGGAUUUUGUUCGCUCGACGGGGGCAGAGCCGGGACUGGCCAGAGACCUGCUGGAAGGCAAGAACUGGGACCUGAGUGCAGCCCUGAGUGACUUUGAACAGCUCAGGCAAGUGCACGCUGGGAAGCUGCCCCAUUCCUUCAGCGAGGGGCAGAGCUGCAGAGCCCCCGAGGAGGCGGCUCGUCCCGCGCGGCCGCCGCUGCAGCGCCAGGACGACGUCGUGCAAGAGAAGCGCCUGUCCCGGGGCAUCUCCCACGCCAGCUCCAGCAUCGUGUCCCUGGCUCGCUCCCACGUCUCCAGCAAUGGCAGCAGCAGCGAGCACGUGCUGGAGAUGCCCAUCUGCACCUUCCAGCUGCCCGACCUCACCGUGUACAGCGAGGGCUUCCGCAGCUUCAUCGAGCGCGACCUCAUCGAGCAGUCCAUGCUGGUGGCGCUGGAGCAGGCAGGUCGUCUGAACUGGUGGGCAAACGUGGAUCCCAGUUGCCAAAGGCUCCUUCCCCUGGCCACCACGGGCGAUGGGAACUGCCUGCUGCACGCUGCCUCCCUGGGGAUGUGGGGUUUCCACGACCGUGACCUCGUGCUUCGGAAGUCCCUUCACACCCUGAUGGAUAAAGGCCAGGAGAGGGAAGCCCUGAAGAGGAGGUGGCGUUGGCAGCAGACACAGCAGAACAAGGAGUCUGGCCUGGUUUAUACAGAAGAGGAGUGGCAGAAGGAGUGGAAUGAGCUGAUCAAGCUGGCAUCCAGCGAGCCUCGAGUGCACUACGGCAGCAACGGGCCUGGCUGCGGGGGCCUUGAGAGCUCGGAGGAGCCGGUGUACGAGAGCCUGGAGGAGUUCCACGUCUUCGUCCUGGCGCACGUGCUGAAGAGACCCGUCGUGGUGGUGGCUGACACCAUGCUGAGGGACUCAGGGGGGGAAGCCUUUGCCCCCAUUCCCUUUGGAGGGAUUUAUCUGCCCCUGGAAGUCCCAGCCAACAAAUGCCAUCGUUCUCCUUUGGUACUGGCUUAUGACCAAGCCCAUUUCUCUGCCCUGGUGUCCAUGGAGCAGAAGGAACCCACAAAGGAUCAAGCUGUGAUCCCCCUGACAGACUCUGAGCACAAGCUGCUGCCCGUGCACUUCGCCGUGGAUCCGGGGAAGGAGUGGCAGUGGGGGAAGGACGACAGUGACAACGUCAAGCUGGCCAGUGUGACACUGUCCCUGGAAGCCAAACUGCACUUGCUGCACAGCUACAUGAAUGUGAAGUGGAUCACGUUGCCUUGUGACACACAGGCUCCUUUGGCCCAGCCAGAGUCCCCCACGGCCUCAGCAGGUGACGAGACGCGUUCGGCCGCCGAGUCGGGAGAGUCGGACAAGGAGUCUGUGUGCAGCAGCUCAGCCAGCAAUGGUGGCAGCAGGGGCUGCAGGGACAGGGAGAAACCAAAGAAAGAGCGAGAGAAGGAGAAGGAGAAGGAGAAGAAACGAGCAGAUUCAGUGGCCAACAAGCUGGGCAGCUUCGGCAAGAGCCUGGGCAGCAAACUCAAGAAGAACAUGGGCGGCCUGAUGCACAGCAAAGGCACCAAGGGCGGCGUCGGCAACGGGCACGGGGACACCCUGGAGAAGAAGAAGAAAGGAUCCUUGAAGGCAAGGAAAGGCAGCAAAGAGGAAUCUCCCCCAGGUGACGUGUCAGCUCCCCUGGACAAGAGCUGCCAGGGCAGGGGCGGCGAGAAGGAGGGCGGGCGGUACGGCAGCGACGUGCGGCUCAGCCUGGGCCUCCUGCGCGCCGCCAUGCAGGGAGAGCGCAAGUUCAUCUUCGCAGGGCAGCUCAAGACGAGCACCAGGCACCAGUUCCAGGAGGAGAUGAUCCAGAGGUACCUGCUGGAUGCUGAGGAACGCUUCCUGGCCGAGCAGAAGCAGAAGGAGGCCGAGAGGAAGGCGGCGGGCGGCGCCAGGAGGCCGGAGGCAGAGGUGAACGCUGCCAGGGGCGAGGAGGCCAUGCCCAGCCCCGGCCCCGCUCAGCCUCCUCCCGCCCACACGCCGGAGCCGCCCGGGGCCCGGGGCACGGCGCUUCCCUCCGGCUACUGCGGCGUCUUCACCUUCCCCAGACCGGCCGUGGCGGAGGGGCCCCGGCCCCCCGGCUCCCAGGACGGCAGGAGGCAGCUUGCUGGGGGCUGCGGCCUCCCUCCCUACGCCACCUUACCCAGGCACUGCGGCCAGCCCCGGGCACACCCCCCCCAGCCCGACCCGACCCUCCCGCGGUUCCCCCCCGCGGACACGGAGCUGCCUCCCUCUGCCCCCGCCCGGUGCGACGGCUCCAGCCACCUCCCCCCGCACAGCAACGGCUACCGGGAAGGGCUGGAGCAGGAGGGCUCGGGCAGAGGAGCCCCAGUGGACAGAGGCAAAGGCAGGGCCCCGUACCACGUUCACCAGACCAAAUGCAAACAGCCCAACUGCGGCUUCUACGGGCACCCGGAGACGGGCAACUUCUGCUCCUGCUGUUACAGGGACGAGCUGAGGCGCAAGGAGCAGGAGGCUCUGGUGCACAGGUUCUGAGCCAGCUCGGCUGGGGGAUGCAAGAGCCUGGGGUCUGAGGGGAUGGGGGAGGUCGACACCUUCCCCUCCCACCCCCACACUCUUCCUGGGUGUGCAAGGAAGGGCUUUGGCCGGGUGAGGCUGAGAGAUUGGCGAUGGAGGGGAGGGGGAGAGAGAGAGAGGAGAGCAGAAAACACCCCUGCAGAGGGAGGCAGGACGAGAUGCUUUUGCAGAGGUUUUCUUCCAGGUGCCCAGGAUCUGCAGGGGGUGUCUCAGGUCAGGGCAGGGGGUGGAGAUGGGGGAGGGAGGUUGUUACUUCAGAAGGAUUCGAUGAACCAGACCAAAGCUUUGGGGCGAAGGCACCCGCCGGGACACUCCUGCCUGACCCCCAGCAGCAGCUGCCCUCCAGCAGCACAGCCAGGCUGAGCCCCACAGCCCCGUGUGGGGAGCUCGGGCUUGGGCUGCUGGGACGGGGGGUGGGGUUUUUAACCCCCUUUCUUCGUUUGUUUUGUUUCCUCUUCCUUGUGGCUGGUACCGAGAGUGACUUUGGGAUGGGAUGGAAUCGGGCUGGGGGCUGGUGAAUUUCAGCCCUGUCAGAUGUCUCAGAGCAUCUCUGAGCAGCUGAGCUCGGGGCUCUGCCCCCCCCAGGGGCUCAGCUCUGCCUCUAAAACCUUCUGAACUCGGUGUGGGGGGUGGGGAGGCGAAGGGGGGCGAAGGCGCCGCUCAGGGCUCGGCCUGGGGUUUGUGUCCUUGGAACUCUGCACAAAACCCAACAGCACGAGAGGAGAAGACAAAGGUCAGUGUCUCCACUCAGCAAUAACCAUCCGAGUGGGGGAAGCAGGGAGGACAGAGAGCCUCCAGCCCCGCAGCGGAGCCCACGGGAUGCCCCUUCCUCCAGCCCUGUACCUACCUCUGUUCUGCUGCAGCCAAUUAACUCGGCUCCAUUUUGCUGAGCCACCUUUAACUGACCUUUAGGCUGAGGGAAUUCAAAGCUGUUUUCAGGGGGUUUGGGGGUUUUUUGGGGGGGUUUUUUUGGGCUUUUGGUUUUUAAUCAUAAUAGGGCUUCAAAGAGCUGAACCAUUUAAAGGUGAAUCCCCCCCCUCCCCCUCCUGGACUAACUCCCUGCUGCCCUUCCCUUCAGGAUGGGCUCCUUUAGCACUGCAACGUUUGCACAGAUCUCUGGGGGGGGUUCUGGGGGAGUGGGGGGGAAGGGUUGUAACCACAGCUCCCAAACCAGCCUCAAUCCUGUCCAAGAGCAAAGGUUCAAGGUUUUACCACCUGAGAAAUAAACCACAGAUUGUUACCCA
Molecule: messenger RNA, 3977 nt
Organism: Colius striatus (speckled mousebird)
Lineage: Eukaryota; Metazoa; Chordata; Aves; Coliiformes; Coliidae
Gene: OTUD7B
Product: OTU deubiquitinase 7B
Exons: 12
Coding region: 151-2691 (846 amino acids)
Biological process (GO): protein K48-linked deubiquitination; protein K63-linked deubiquitination; protein K11-linked deubiquitination
Cellular component (GO): nucleus; cytoplasm
Molecular function (GO): zinc ion binding; DNA binding; cysteine-type deubiquitinase activity
Source: RefSeq, a predicted model, not a curated record